This is a messenger RNA of Mercenaria mercenaria, 7677 nucleotides long. Its product is annotated as ADP-dependent glucokinase-like. NCBI's taxonomy places the organism in Eukaryota, Metazoa, Mollusca, Bivalvia, Venerida, Veneridae. The transcript is spliced from 5 exons. The record is from RefSeq and is a predicted model, not a curated record. Gene Ontology annotation, biological process: glucose metabolic process. Gene Ontology annotation, cellular component: endoplasmic reticulum. The coding region runs from base 64 to 1497 and encodes 477 amino acids. Gene Ontology annotation, molecular function: ADP-specific glucokinase activity.
ACAGACAUCCGGAUGAAGACGUAAACAAGAAAACUGAAAACCAGUUGCUCAAGUAGUGGAAUUAUGGCAUUUUUGAACAGAAAGUCCUUAGCUGUGUGUUCUUUAUUGGUCCUACUCUGUGCAGUUAUUUAUAAGAAGCGAUCUUCUGAUUUACUACAAGAGAAAUUAGGUCGAGUGCUACAUGGUCUUCUCAGAGCAGAGAAGAAAGUAGGGGUUGGAAGGAACACGAGGAUUGCAUUGGGUUUUGGUGGCUGUGAAGAUAUAUUUGCAAAUUUUGAAGAAGUGUUUGCGAAAUUAAAUUAUACUUCACCAAGUGAUGCUGUUCAUGUUCAAGACAUCAAAUCAGAAUCAGACUUUAUGAAUAUUUUCGCGUACUUCUUUGGAGAAGGUGCUGCUGCCGAACGUUAUGUUGAGAAUGCAACGCUAUUUUCUGAAAUAGCUGCAGCUGCCAGAGAUGUUCCAAGUGCCCGAUUAGCUCUUGGAGGCAAUGCACCGGCUAUGGCACGCAGACUUGCAAUAGAGGGGGCAGAAAUUCUCCUGGCUGCUAGAUUUACAGAACAAACCCGGAAACAACUUCCUGAGUCAAUUAAAGUUUUAGGGAAACCAUUAGAUGUUGAUGAACUUCACCUUAUAUUAGAAUACAGUGCAGGCAGCAAGUGGGGAAAUUAUUCAGCAUCAAGGGCUAAUAGGUUUAUUAUACAUAGUGACAAAAGUAAUCCAUUCCUGGACACAUUAGAAGAUCUAGAAAUGGAGUUGCCGAGUUUUGAUCCCUCUGUUCUAGUGGUAGGUGGGUUACAGAUGAUGGAUAAUUUCCCGUUUGAAGAUGGAGUCCGAGAAGAAAGGCUGAAGAAACUGAAUGACCUACUUGUAAAGACUGACCGCACUACGAAGACCCAUUUUGAAAUGGCUUCAUUCAGUGACCCGGCCUUGAUGAAAGAAAUAGUAGACACUGUGGUUUAUCAUUGUGAUUCCCUCGGAAUGAAUGAACAAGAGUUACCUAAUUUAGUGAGCAUACUUACCAGAGGAGAAAUAGCUCUACUGUCUGAUUCCCGUCCAAGAAUUGCCACGGUUCUAGAUCAGAUGCGAACAGUUUUUCACCUUUUGAAAGACACAAAAGAAUCUAAUGGUAGAAGAAAGUUAACCAGGUUACAUGUUCACACAUUAGCAUAUCAGGCUAUUCUAACAAAGAAAGGCUCUGACUGGAAGAACACAAUGUCUGCCGCAGCAAAAGCUUCACUUACUGCCAACCGACAUGUCUGUGGUUCUAACUAUAUUGAUACUGAAAAAGCCAAAUUAUUGAUGGAUGAAUCAUUUUCUACGAGCACUUACGAAAAUUCUGCAGAUCGAAUACCACUUGAGGAACAGAGACCGGUGUCAUGCUGGUCUGAGGAUGAGUUCGAUAUCUGCCUGGCUCCUGUGCUCGUUUGUACAGAGGUACUGCAGACAGGAGGCGGGGGAGACAACAUCUCGUCUGCUGGGCUUCUUUAUCAAAUAUAACUUACAUUCAACAUUAUACAGACCAAAUAUGGAAACAAGCAAUAAUUGUUAAACAAGCAUUUUGUGAUUCUGUUUAUCUUUUUACUUGUUAAAUAUUUUUUUAGACCUUAGUCAGGUUUUACCUAACUGUCAUCAGACAGCUUCUUAGUCAUUUUUCUUACCUCUUUAAUCUGUAAAUUUUUGUUAAACUAAAAUUGUUCAUUUGUUGAAAAAUAAUCAAAAUAUCUUAAAACAGCUAUUCUUUUGUUGGAUAAUAUUUUUUUAUAUAUGAUAAUUUUGAUAAUGGGGUAGUAAUAUUUCCACCAUUUUUCAUUGCAAGUGUUAGUAAUUUAUGUUAAAGAUGUUUGUAUUUUUCAAAUGCCAGGCAUAUGCUUUAAAUUAAAAAGAAAUGUUUGAAAACAACUUUUUGUAGUAAAAUAAGAUCAGUUUUAUUUUUAGCUCAUCUGAUUUUUUGAAAAAAAAUGAUGAGUUAUUGUCAUCACUUGAGCGGUUGUCGGCGUCGGCGUCGGCGUUGCCUGGUUAAGUUUUAUGUUUAGGUCAGCUUUUCUCCUAAACUAUCAAAGCUAUUGCUUUGAAACUUGGAAUACUUGUUCACCAUCAUAAGCUGACCCUGUAUAGCAAGAAACAUAACUCCAUCUUGCUUUUUGCAAGAUUGAUGGCCCCUUUUGUACUUAGAAAAUAUCAGAUUUCUUGGUUAAGUUUUAUGUUUAGGUCAACUUUUCUCCUAAACUAUCAAAGCUUUUGCUUUGAAACUUGGAAUACUUGUUCACCAUCAUAAGCAGACCCUGUACAUCAAGAAACAUAACUCCAUCUUGCUUUUUGCAAGAAUUAUUGCCCCUUUUGGACUUAGAAAAUCAGUUUUCUUGGUUAAGUUUUAUGUUUAGGUCAGCUUUUAUCCUAAACUAUCAAAGCUAUUCCUUUAAAACUUGCAACACUUGUUCACCAUCAUAAGCUGACCCUGUACAGCAAGAAACAUAACUCCAUCCGCUUUUUGCAAGAUUUAUGGCCCCUUUUGGACUUAGAAAAUAUCAGAUUUCUUGGUUAAGUUUUAUGUUUAGGUCAACUUUUUCUCUUAAACUAUCAAAGCUAUUGCUUUAAAACUUGCAACUCUUGUUCACCAUCAUAAGCUGACCCUGUACAGCAAGCAACAUAACUCCAUCCUGCUUUUUGCAAUAAUUAUUGCCCCUUUUGGACUUAGAAAAAUGGUUGAAUAUUAUGUUUAAGUCAACUUUUCUCAUAAACUGUCAAAGCUAUUGCUUUAAAACUUGCAACAGUUUUUCACCAUCAUAAGUGGACACUGUACAUCAAGAAACAUAACUCUAUCCUGCUUUUUGCAAGAGUGAUGGCCCUUUUUAGACUUAGAAAAUCAUGGGUAGGACAAUAUUUCUAUUACACAAAAAAAAUCAGAUGAGCGUCAGCACCCGCAAGGCGGUGCUCUUGUUUAUGUAUGCAUUCCUACCAUGCAUAAUUAUGCUUUUACAGGCUGCCAUCUGAUUCAUAAUGUUAUAUUCCUGUAUUUUUGACCAAUAUUUUACAUAUCUGCAGAUGUCCUAUUUUACUUUAAUUUUGUAUAAUACACGGUAAUCCUAUUUCAUUAGCAUAUCUUGGCAGUUACAUAUUCAUCCACUCAUUCAACGAAGUACUGUAGAGUAUAGCAGUCAAAAGAACUGAUGGAUUGAUUUCUUUUAUAACCUAAAAUGAUUUGUUUCAUGUACCAGAAAUCCUGUAGUUUUGUCAAAAUCCUUAUCUAUUUUUUAAACAAAAUUAGUGUUUCAUGUUUUCUUAAAAACCUCAGUAUUAUGACCUGCUUUAGCAUAUCAGUGAUCAGUAGAUGAGGUGAUUUAUAAAGGUCUCAUUUCAAGUUUAUAUUACUUGAAAUUUUGUCCAGGGACAGUUUCAGGUUACACAAAACUGAAAUACAGUUGAAAAUUAAUUGUAGUCUUUGCAACCAGCGCAGACCAAGAUCAGUCUGUACGGGCAUGCACUGUUUGCUAUCCUGUCAGUACAUUUUCAGUGAGCACCCAUUCAGUAAUAAAUGGUAUUGCCCAAAUUGAUUGAAGGACUAGUCCAUUUUUAGAAAUUUAGUAGGCUAAAGGUUAAAUGGCUAAUGGCAUUGUAUGCAUAUACAUUGUAGAUGCCAAUUGCUGAAUAAAGUUGAGUUGAGUUGAGUAGAGGUAAGAAAUCCAGGGACAGUUUCAGGUUAAACAAAACUGAAAUACAGUUGAAAAUUAAUUAAAAAAAACACAAACAGCAAAACAACUUUUUGUAUGUUUUUAUAUUCUUUAUCUAUUAUUACCACUAUAUCAAAAGAUACAUAAUAAAGGCCUGUAAUUAUCUUAAGUUCCUGAAUGUAUAAGGUCUCUUGUUUUGAUAGUUUGAAAUCCAUAUAGUAGUCGCAACUUGACCGUGAUGGUUGACCUUAGGCUGAUUAUUCAUAUCGAUUAUUUCAUUGUAGAAAUAUGGGGUGCCUUAUGGUUGCCUUCAAUUUUAAAUUUAUGCAUGCAAAGAGAUGAAAAGUUUUAUGUACACUCCUUUUCAAUAAUAGGUUGUAUUUAAUUAUGUAUUAUAAUACAAAGGUCAACCAUCGGAGUCAAGUUGUGUCCACUAUACAGUGUAUUUAUUGUAUGAAUGUUUAUAGUAUAUGUUGAACUACUGAAAUUGCUCUUUGUUAUAACAUGAUAUUAUAUCUGCUAAUAGCUGUUAUGUCAUAAUGAAUCAUGUUUUACAAUUGCAUCUACUAAUAGGGUAUAUUGUACAAUCAUAAUGUUUGUGUAUAAAGGGAGGGGUUUGAUGGUUAAUUUUCAUAUACAAUAUCUAGUCUGCAGAUGUUGCUUCAUGUUCAAGAAUCGUUUUAGUCCGUAAAUGAAAAAGGAUGAUAGGACAGACAUAGAGAAUAACAGGUUACUGUCUUUUGAGAAAGGGUUCCCCAGACUCGGCUAGAUAUGGUCCUGGAAGGAGCAAGGCUUGCCGAGCUCCUUCCGGACCAUAUCUAGCCGAGUCUGAGAAAUCCCUUUCUCAAAAGACAGUAACCUGUUAUUCUAUUUAUCAUGCUAUUAUUAACAACUUCUAAUUUUUUGUUAAAUAGGAGCGUGAAUUACUGAAUAUAUGGCGACAUAACUGAUUCGUACAUCACAAUAAAGUAGGCGGGGCUCUUACAAUCUGAUGUCCUUGGACUUUAUCAUAGGUUUAGACAGUGUAGUGUUCUGCUUUUCUCAGACAGGCUUUAUCAGGCAGCUGUUAUAGUAAUUGCAUGAUAAAUUUGAUUUCAUUAUCCUGUUUUGUUGAAGGAAUGUUGCGAUAUAUGUUUUUUGAUUUUGAAAUAAUCAGGUUGUGCUGGAAUUGAUAAUAAUGAUAAAGGAUAAAUUUGUCCAUUUGCCCACAAGUCAUAAAAUUGUUCAUAUUUUGUAAUAAUUAGAAAAUAGAAUUAUGAUUUUCUGAAUAGCUGGGGGUAGUUAUUAUGUAAUAUUAGAAAUUUAGAAUGUUAGGUUUGUUUUUUUAUGUUAAUUUUUAUUACUGCAAUAAGAGAAGAUUUUUUGGUGUGACCUAAAUUUCCAGAAAUUUAGAAUGUAAUGUUUGGUUUCCCCAGUGUAAAAAAAUGACAUGUGUAUGUGAAAGUUUCUGUCACUGUAUGUUUUGCUUUGCUGUAUGCACUUCACUAUACUAUAUAAUCUGCUUUACUGUCACCAGCAAACAUACCACAGGAACCCUUUCCAGAACAAGCUUUAAAACUUGAAUUGCUUGUUAAUAAAAUAUUUACAGUGACUUUGUACGUCAACAAAUUUUUCUACUGAAAUAAAAUAAGAUUUUUUUUGUGUGACCUAAAUUUCCAGAAAAAAAUUCCAGAAAUUUUAUACAUUUAAAUUUCUUCCGAUUUUUGUUUUUUUGGUUUAGAGAAAUAAAUAUCACAUUGCUUUUCAUGGAACAGAAGUUCUGUCAGCAUUCAGAGAUAUACAGUCAGCCUCAGCUCUGGCUCAGUUGACAGUUUUCUUCUCAUGUUGACAGUAUUUGCUGUUCCAUAAAAAUUAAUGUGAUAUUUAAAUUUUAUGCUGUAAGCCAUAAAAUUUCCAAUAAAUUUAAUUCAGAGCUAUCCUAAGGAAUAUUUUUCAUGAAAUAAAGUGUGGAAUGAGAGAAAACGAAUCCCUAGCAAAACUUUCUGAUUUUACAACAUUUUCUGUGUUUAUUGAUAUGAGUGUCAAUUAAUUUGUUUUAACAGUUUGAUUAUUUUACAUUUGAAGUUCCCUAAAUGUUUUAAAAUUUUAUUUCACAUGCUUUAACCCUUACCAUGCUGAACACAAUUGAGUUUGCGUUUACUACCAGUGUAGAUCAUGAUCAGCCUGCAUGUCUGUGCAGUCAGAUCAAGAUCUGCACUGUUUGCCAUUCAGUCAGUAUGUAUCUCCUAAAAUACUAAAUGGUACAGUCCAAAUUGAAAGAUAGACAAGUUCAUUAUAGAAAUUUAGCAGGGAAAGGGUUAACUGGCUGAGUGACCCAGAUAUAAUCAGAACUUGUUUAUUGCGCAGCACAAGCUUUUAAAUCUGCUCAUUCACAGUUGUGUUCAAAAUUUGGAAUAUCUUCAUUUUGACUGUGUUCAAUGUAAAAUGUAUAUCUAACAUUAAGAAGCAACAGAAUAUGCAGAAAUUGGAACUGAUGUUUAUAAAAAAUUACCUGAAAUGUAAAAUUUUGUCCAUCAUUUCCAGAAACUCAGAAGCUUUACUUCUUUUGGCUGCUUUGUAAGAUUUCAUGUCAGUAGUUUUAUACCAAAGACCACAUCUCCAGAAUAUGAAAGGACUUCAUUUUUUCACUUUAAGCAAUGAUUUUUAUGCAGAUAAAGACAAUAUCAUUAUUAAAGCUGUCAUUUUGUUAACUUCGUUAAUAGGUAGUCAGUACACAUAUCCGCAUACCAUUAACAGUAUUGUAGACGUUAUAAAGCAGUAGUUUACUUUGUUAGAAUAGAAACAUUGAACUGCUGUGAUACUUUUUUUCCUAUAAUAAUGCAUAAUGAUUCAAUCGCGGGCCAAGUUUGUGUACAGUCUGAAGGAAUAGAAUUUUUUUCCUUGAUUUCAGAUUUUGUUAAUUUUUUUUCCUAUUGCAUCUAGUGAUUGGAUUAAUUUGAUCCGUGUGCAUCUUCUUUCAUUGUUUGCUUGAUCUUGAAGUCUGAGCACAACAGAAGUAUAAUCUUUAUUCAAAAGCAGAACAAUUUGAACUCAACAGCUGUUGCCAAGAACUGGAAAAAAAUCAUUAAAACUUAUGGUUUCAUAAGUUUGAGUAGCAACACAACAACAACAACAUGCCAAAAUAGUAACAACAAUAGCAAAUAAACCAAGAAAACAAAUUUUUCCAUGCACACCAAUAUACCAGAGAGUUCAUGUAAUGUAUAUAGUGUAUAGAACAGAGAAAUAGUUAAUACCAUUGUAUGUGAAGGCUGUGGACAUACCAGUUUAAUAUACCGGUAGUUCUGAAAGUUUGAUUAACUGGAAGUAACGUUUACCAGAUACUGUAGAAUAAAGCCUGGAUCUGGCAUACAGAAAUAAAACUUAACCUUCCAGAUUAAUGGCAACCAGUGUGUAUUGACACACUUCAUGGCAAUAUUACUGUCUUUCCAAAAAUAAAAUAUACUGGUAAAAUUAUUCACAUGUAAAAUAAUUUCUGAGGUAUCAAAAUUGGUUUGAAUUUGCAACAGCAAGUUUCAAAAAAAUUAGCAACUUUAUUUACCUUCUUAAUGGACCGACUACGAGAAUUUUAAAUAAAAUCUACAUCGUCGUAAUAUUUGUGAUUUUCCCAUAGACUCCCAUUAUGGAAAACUUCUUUGGUGACCUUUCUUUUGUCAAAUCAGUCUAAAAUCAAGUGCACAACCCUAUCUUUCUUACUUACCGAACAGUCAAAGUUACACAUUGAAUUCCAUGUUGUAGUAACGGAUUUGAUCGAAACAUGCAGAAAUAUGUUGAAAGGAUAUUUAUAGGGAAGUAUGGCAGUUAGGCAUGGUGAAGAUAAAUGAUAGAGAUCAUUACAGAAAAUGAAAAGAAUACUGUUUGUUCUGCUUUCCAUCUUAACAAGUACAGACUUUUAAGGUACUGAUGAUAAAAUUAUAUAUUUUUUGAUUGUUUUAGUGAUUUCCUGGUAUACCUUGUCUAUAUUUGCCUAUAAUCACCAAUGUAUGAUUUAAUAAAGUAUUAGUCAAAUAAC